This is a messenger RNA of Raphanus sativus (radish), 1590 nucleotides long. RefSeq names its product protein NRT1/ PTR FAMILY 5.11-like. Gene Ontology annotation, biological process: dipeptide transport; transmembrane transport. The record is from RefSeq and is a predicted model, not a curated record. Gene Ontology annotation, molecular function: dipeptide transmembrane transporter activity; tripeptide transmembrane transporter activity. Bases 1 to 1590 code for a protein of 529 amino acids. Lineage: Eukaryota; Viridiplantae; Streptophyta; Magnoliopsida; Brassicales; Brassicaceae. Gene Ontology annotation, cellular component: membrane. The transcript is spliced from 4 exons.
AUGGCUAUUACAACCGACGCGUCCUCGGCUGAGCUCGGAAACGCAGCCGUUAGAUUCUCCCCUGGUGGAUGGAGAUCGGCCAGGCUCAUCAUCUGUGUAGAAAUGGCGGAGCGGUUCGCGUUUUUCGCGAUAGCGUCCAACCUGAUAACGUACUUGACAGGACCAAUGGGUGAGACAACAGUUGUAGCAGCGGCGAAUGUGAACGUUUGGACUGGAACUUUAUCGUUUCUGCCGCUUCUUUGGGCGUUUGUAGCUGACGGGUGUCUUGGUCGUUACCAAACGAUCAUCAUAUCAUCUUCUCUCUACAUCUUGGGACUUGGGUUGCUGUCUUUUUCAGCCAUGAUUCUGUCUCACUCUCCGAACCAACUCCAAGUGACUCUCUUCUACGUGUCUCUGUAUCUUAUAGCCAUAGGACAAGGCGGGUUCAAACCGUGUAUUAAGGUUUUUGGAGCUGAUCAAUUCGAUGAAAAUGAUGUAAACGAGAGCAAAGCCAAGAGUUCUUACUUCAACUGGUUCAUGUUUGGAAGCUGUGUUAGCAUAACAACAACUCUUUUUGUCUCUACCUACAUCCAGGAGAAUCUAAGUUGGUCCUUAGGGUUCGGUAUUCAAUGUGCGUCCAUGCUGCUUUCUCUGUUUCUCUUCCUCCUUGGAACUAAGACUUACCGGUUUAGCACGGCAAGAGGAGGAAAGAGCAACCCCUUUGCUAGAAUUGGACGUGUUUUCAUUGAGGCACUAAAGAACAGAAGAGAAGACCAUUUAGGUGUAGAUGAUACAAACGCGAGCCUCCCUCUCCUCCCUCAACAGGGUUCCGUGCAAUACAAAUUCCUAGACAGAGCGGCGAUUUCGUGUGCCUUAGCUGACAUUGAAGAAACAAAAGCAGUGCUUCGGCUUGUUCCCAUAUGGAUGAGUUGUUUGGUCUACGCCAUUGUAAGUGCACAACCUUCUACUUUCUUUAUAAAGCAAGGAGCUACAAUGGACAGAUUAAUCUCACCAGGAUACGUAGUCCCUUCAGCUACAUUCGAAAGUUUCAUAAGCCUAUCGGUUGUUAUCUUCAUCCCAAUCUACGACCGUCUACUUGUCCCUAUCACAAGAUCCUUCACGCAGAUACCAUCAGGAAUCACCAUGCUUCAAAGGAUUGGCAUAGGGCUUUUCCUCUCCGUUGUUGAUGUGGUAGUAGCCGCCUUGGUCGAGACCAAAAGGCUACAAGCCGCUAGGGAUGACCUUGCUUUACCGAUUAGCGUGUGGUGGUUGGUUCCGCAGUACGUUAUAUAUGGAGUAGCAGACGUGUUCACAAUGACGGGGUUGCAAGAGUUUUUCUACGAUCAAGUCCCUAGUGAGCUUAGAAGCGUUGGUAUGGCUAUGAACCUAAGCAUAUUUGGGGCUGGAAACUUCUUAAGCAGCUUUAUGAUAUCCGUCAUAGAUAGAGUCACCAGCCAGUCUGGUCAAACGAGCUGGUUAGAUAAUGACCUGGACAAAGCUCAUCUAGAUUAUUUCUACUGGCUACUUGCUUGUCUUAGUUUUAUUGGUUUAGCUUUGUACUUGUGGUUCGCCAAGUCAUAUGUCUACAACAGACCCAGCAUACAAAACUAA